Molecule: messenger RNA, 1454 nt
Organism: Aspergillus heteromorphus CBS 117.55
Lineage: Eukaryota; Fungi; Ascomycota; Eurotiomycetes; Eurotiales; Aspergillaceae
Product: mitochondrial 54S ribosomal protein mL38
Exons: 2
Coding region: 86-1348 (420 amino acids)
Source: RefSeq, a predicted model, not a curated record
AGCAAUCUCAUCCAUCCACUAUCCACUCCUCCUCCUCCUCCACCACCCCGUUCCCCCGUCCUCCCCCCCAAUAUAUCGCCUCGCCAUGGCUCAUUGUGAGCGGGCCUCCAAGCCCCUGCUCCAAUGCCUGCAGAAGACCUACACGAAGGGUCUUCCGGGCCUCCAGCUGCAGUCGACCCGCGCCUUCCAGACCACCGCUCGGGCUCGCGAGGAAGCCCAGGCUGAGGCUGCCAGCGUCCCCUUCCACAAGGCCCCUGAUCCGUCCCUGGUAUCGAGUCCCCGGCUGGAACGGCGGUUAUUGCGACAGGGAAUCUCGCCCAUCGGAUCUCGUCGACGUCGAGUGGCCCUGCAGGACUCCCCCAACAUUCCCUUCGAGCAGCUGCCGUAUCAAUGUUUCCAGGACGCACGCAAGGUUCUGCUCCAGGACCGCGAGGAGAAGCUGCGUGACAUCACAGCCAUGAGUGAGAAGAUCGCCAGACUUCAGGCCACUCCCGUCGAGAAGGCUGGGGGGGAGCAGGUCAAGAAGUCCAAGCUCCGGGCCAUGGAACUCCACGUGGAACACCUCAAGAUCCUUGCGGAUUCCAACGACCCGCUGGUAAAGAAGACGUUCGAGGACGGCCAAGGUGACAUGAGCAAGCCCAUCUACCGCUUUCUGGCCGAUCGGAAAUGGAGAGAAUACCGCCGCAAGAUCCUCGUCCAAAGAAUCACACAAAUGAAGGUCAUUCCCGACGUCCUCCCUCACUGCGAUCCCAUCGUCGACACCAAGCUCUACUUCGGCCGCAGCCAGGUUCAACCUGGAGAAUUCGUCGACUCCAAGCUCAGCACAGCGGCCCCCAAGAUGGACGUGCAACUCUUCGAGGGCGGCGAGAAGCUCGUGACCAUCGCGGUGGUCGACUCCGAUGUUCCCAACGUGGAGACGGACGGAUUCGACUACAAGAUGCACUACCUGGCCGUCAACGUCCCCAUCUCGGCCACCUCCACCAAGGUUGACCUGGCCCAGCUUUCCGCUGAGGCGCAGGUCGUCCUCCCCUGGGUGCCUCCUGUCGCCCAGAAGGGCAGCCCCUACCACCGUCUGUCUGUCUUCAUCCUGGAGCAGAAGGACUCGCAGCCAUUGGACUUUGCUGCCGUCAAGGCGAAGGAGACGGAGCGCGACAACCUGCUGCUCCGCACCCUGCAGGCCCGGUACCACCUGAAGGCGAUCGGCGCACACCUGUUCCGCACCGAGUGGGACGCGUCGAUGUAUGAGGUUAUGAAGCAGGUCGGAUUCGCCGACGCGGACAUGGAGCUCCGCCGGAAGAAGAGCGAGCGUCUUCCUUACAAGCGCAGAAACCCGUCCACCUUCCGGUGAUCUGCCUGCCCCGUUAAGCAUCUUCCCUUUUUUUUCCCCGUUACAACAUUUCUUUGGACUUCCAUCUGUAUUGUACAAGAGAUAUGUAUGAAUAUGCACAAAUUCC